Molecule: messenger RNA, 288 nt
Organism: Brenthis ino (lesser marbled fritillary)
Lineage: Eukaryota; Metazoa; Arthropoda; Insecta; Lepidoptera; Nymphalidae
Source: the annotation of a GenBank genome assembly
AUGACGCACUCGGUCAAUGUCGGGUCACAGCAGCCGGUGGCCGCUGGCCCCGCCCCCCAGGACCCCGAGGACCCCCGCAACCCUCUAUCCACCCCAACCCCCACUCCCACCCUCCAAAUUGGUUUACCUCGGCCCACGUCCCGCUUUUCAAUUUGUUACCUGCAAAUUGAUAUCGGAAGUUACUCUGAUACAAAGCGAGCGCGCGCAGUAUCGAUCGUCAGGAGUGCCCUUGGUGCUCCUUGCACCGCCACCUGCCUCGAUAACAUCUACCCGCUACUAUCUGGCUUG